Molecule: messenger RNA, 990 nt
Organism: Melampsora larici-populina 98AG31
Lineage: Eukaryota; Fungi; Basidiomycota; Pucciniomycetes; Pucciniales; Melampsoraceae
Exons: 3
Coding region: 1-990 (329 amino acids)
Source: RefSeq, a predicted model, not a curated record
AUGGCAAAAAUUCUUUUAAUGACCAACAAUGAUCACAUGGAUGCCCUGGCACUGACCUCCUUGUGCCUAAGGGUUGCACUUGCAGUGGACCUCCAGUAUGGCUAUGUACCUCUAGACGUGGCAGCCUUAGACGUCCGCGAGGAGACAAAACAACAGCACAAGGCUGGAAUGGUGGAAUGUGACUGUUCCACUUGCCAACUGGCAGAAGCUGAAGGCCUAUGGCUAACACAUCCUGCAAUUACCAAUGAGAAAAUUGAUAGCUCCCUUGACAUGAACAAGAGCAAGCUGGCUCAAUUGGUAGAAGACCUGCCAGACCCACCACCACCUCCUACAGUGGAGGUACGCACGGUGGCCAUGGUUUGUGGCUCAGAUGACCCCGUACUUGAUGCUCCUUGGCUCAAAGGGCUGGUCACAUGGUUGGAACACAUGUUCAUCAGUUUUUUCUACAUCACAGUCACAGAACCUUUGGAUCUUGGCCUGGAUGACUACUUUGGACGCAAUAUGGCUUGGAAUGUCACCAAAAACAUUGACAUUAUUGCUCAGCCCAGCAAUUUUGAGCUAGUCCUGGGGACUUGGCCAAUUCCAGGCCAAUUUGAUCACCUUUUUGUUGCCUUUAGCCAGUGGCAGAAUAAAUUCUGUACGGAUGCGGCCAUUGGUGAAGCAUCCACACAAGGUGCUGCUGCAUAUCAAGCCAACAGCUCUAACAAAAUCCCACAGUCUUUCAAGGGUGCCCAAAUGGCCAAGGACCGGGCUGAAGAAGAGAAGAGGGUGUUGAAGGUUGCACACAAAAAAGGUAAAGAGGCUGAAGCGGUUGCAAAAGUGGUGGCCCAAGAGCAAUGCAAAAAGGAUAAGAAGUCUGCCAUAGCACACAAGCUUUCACAGAAGGAAUCAGUGAUCAAAAAUCACAAUGUGAUGACAGGCCAGAAAAACUCUAAGGACUAUCACCCCAAAUGCCUCAAGUGUGUGGCUGAAGAGAACCUUGAGGGCUGA